AUGGGCAGGAAAAGCAAACGCCACCUUCUUUCAUUUUCCUUUAACUUUCCCUCCCCUCCCCAACCUGGCUGUGUGGGUGCGCCUCUCUCUCCUCCCAACCUGCGUCCGGCUGAGCCUUGCUGGGGAAGGGAGGCGAGGAAAAGGCCCAAAGAGGAUCCUCCACGCCUAGGCUUAAACUUCAGAGAAGAGGGAGGCGGAGUGAAAAGGCGAGAGAUUUGCAGGGAGUUGCCGGCCGGCUGCCGGGGCAGACGAGAGAAGAGGUGCAGGUGCAGAGUGGGGCGGCUCGAAAGGGCAGCUCUGCCCCGGGGACUACAGCGUGCCCCCCCCCCCCCAGCGCUGGGGCGUUCGCUGCUCACUCACUGAGCGAGACAAAGAACCCCCCGGUCGCGCGCUCUCUGCGCUUGGGCAUGGGGGUGCCUGCUUUCUAAAUGCCCCCUCCUGCACCCCUCGCUGAUGGCUGAAGCCUGGAGGCUGGAGGACGAGGAAGAGGAGCUGAGGGAGUUCAGCAGAAGGCACAGAAGGCGGAACCUGAACUCUGCAGCAGAUCGCUCUGAAAGAAAUAAACCAGACUAUCGUUCCUCAGGCCAAGGACCCCUGUCAUCCAUUAGAGCAGCAAUCAAGAGAACUUCUCGGACUUCUUCUCAUACCGAACAUCAGAGAGAUAGAAGACGUCCUGAGAUCACAAUAGUUGCUGCUGAGCCUCUCAGACCAUCCUCCUGGUUUCCAGGUGGAAAUGUCACUCCACAAGGAUUAGGAUUCCCUCCUCCUUCCCAGACUAACUGGAGGACAAAUGAGCUUGUUCCAGCUGAGCUUCCACCAUCUUAUGAGCAGGUGAUAAAAGAAAUUAACCAAGUGCAAGUCAAUACAACAAAUAAUAAUGCUGCUGCUGCUGCUUCUAGAUGCACUGCUACGUCUGCAACACAGACUGACUUUCCAGAGGAAAUAAUCAGCCAUUUGCCAAGAAGUAAUGUAAAAAACAACCUACCUACUCUCUGUGAAUCUGAAAUUGUUCAAGCAGUGCAAAGUCCUCUCAAACCUCCCAGACCUCUCUUAAAUAGCAAUCCUUCAGAAAAUGAGGCUCCCUUAGUUGUCUCUGAAGUGUCUGAAGAAUGGAAGUGCCAAGAAAAUCCCAGUAAUGUGACCGGUCCACUGCCAAAACCAAGAUCAAAAGGCAAUCUCAGACCUGUGGUCAGAGAUAUUCAAAGCAAAUCACAAGACAAUCAGGAAGAAGUGAGCCAGCCUCAAGCUGAAAGGGAGCCAUCUCCAAGUCAGCCAGUGUCCCUCUUAGAUAAUAGCUUAUUGGACAAUCACAUGGUGAUGAACAGUAUGAAUACAGAAAAAAGCCAAAAUAGUAUUGGUUCAAGGAUCAAAGCUUUUGAAUCCCAAGCAAAUUCUGAUAUCUCAGGAUUAUCAAAGAAACCAGAAAUUGCUCCACGAUCAUUUGUCCCAAGACCAACUGUUUCUGCAAAGAAGCCAAUAAUAGCUCCAAAACCAGAGCUAGGGGCCAGGAGAGCUUCAGGAGAGUCGGGUUCAUGGACAGAAAACACACAAAAAGAUAUAUCCAGGAAAUGGCACCCUCAACCUCAAGAAGCCAGAAGUAAUGUCAUAACCAAACCUGAAUUGCCAAAGAAACCAAAACCUGGCCUUGUAAAAAGUACUAGUAAUGAUUUGCUUGAUGCAAGGAAUGGGUCAGCUUCAGAGAACAAUGAUGAACAGAAGAAAUUCCCAGUUCCUGCUCCAAGGCCACUCGUUCCCAAAAAGUCUCUUUCUGUAGAAAGUCCUGCCCCUCAUUUGACUUUACUAAAACCAAUCAUCACUGCUUCCAGUCUCUCGGUAGCUACCCAAGCAACAGCUUUCAAGUCCCUGAGAGAAUCAUCGGCUCCAACCAACCUCUCAACAUGUACUUUGCAAAGUAAACCAGUUGGGGAAGGAGAUCUUAUCAGUUUUGAUGAUGACGUUUUGCCCCCUACUUCAGUUAGUGCAGUUCAAGAAUGUACCAGUUCUGAAGCAGAUCCCUUUCAAUUCUCCUCCAAAACCGAGCCUGCAAAGGAACAGACAGUUCAACCAGCUAUAGCACGAAAGCCUACUGUGAUCAGAAUCCCAUCUAAACCAGGGAAAUCUUUAAAUGAAGUUCCACAUAUUCCUCCACCUCUUCCUGCUGAAAAACCAAUUGGGAACACCUCUGGGAUCGUUGCUGGAAAGCCUAGUAAUGCCAAACAAACAAGGAAAGGGGAAUCUGAACAUUCAGAUCCAACAGGUACUUCUUGGACAGAGCCUGUGCUGCCCCCUAGGCCUGUGGAUGGAAAAAUUGUACCAGCUCGACUGCCUCCACCUAAAGGCAUUCCUGGAAGGCCACCUCCACCAAAACACUCUGGAACCAAGACCUCUUCCCAAAAGGACCCUGUUUGCCGAUCCUCGUCUGACCUGACACUCCAUAAAAAACAUGACAUGUUUGGAAUGGGAGUCAAGAGAGCAAAGAGUCAAGUUUUAAAAAAUCAAGACCCAGCAUUACCGCCUCGACCUAAACCAGGGCACACUUUCUACAAUAAAUACAUGCUGCCUGUGCCUCAUGGAAUUGCCAAGGAAGAUUUCUCUCCUAGAAACCCUGGAGAACUCGGCUGCAAGCAUGGGGAUGUUCUUGUGCUGCUGGAGCAGAUCGACAGCAAUUACUUCAAGUGCCAAAAGGGAGGGGAAACCGGCAAAGUGCACUUGUCUCAUAUGAAGAUAAUCACCCGCCUAGAUGAGCAUCUGACAAGCAAGCAAAAGGAUUCAAACAAUAUUCAGAGGGUUUCUGACAAAAGUGCUCCUCAUGCUGUAGUGCUGCAUGAUUUUCCAGCAGAACAUGCUGAUGAUUUGGACCUCCAUUCUGGAGAGACUGUUUAUCUUCUGGAGAAAAUAGAUAAUGAGUGGUACAGAGGAAAACUCGGGAAUCGCACAGGGAUAUUUCCUGCCAACUUCAUUAAAGUGAUUAUUGAUGUUCCAGAGGAAGAGAACAGGAAAAAAGUAUUGUUUUCAUCACCAUGUAUUACGGGUCCGAGAUGCGUAGCUCGGUUUGAAUAUAUCGGAGAUCAGAAAGAUGAGCUAAGUUUUUCAGAAGGUGAAAUUAUUCUUCUUAAGGAAUAUGUAAAUGAAGAAUGGGCCAGUGGAGAGCUGAAAGGCACAUCUGGAAUUUUCCCCUUGAACUUUGUGGAAAUUAUUGAAGAUCUGCCUGGAUUAGGUGUAGGAGCACCACUGAAGAACAAGAGGGAGAGUUCUGCUUGUCUUUCUCAGACUGAUAGACAGUCUGGAGAGUGGUGUGAAGCGCUUCAUGAUUUUACAGCAGAAACCAAUGAAGACUUAUCCUUUAAAAAGGGAGACUACAUCCAGAUAUUGGAGCAUGUGGACUCAGAGUGGUGCAGAGGGAGACUGAAUGAUAGCGAAGGCAUUUUCCCAGCAGUUUUUGUUCAGACCUGCUCCGCUGGAGUAAAGACAGCACAGUCUCCAGGAUGCAGGAAAGGAAAAGCCAAGGCUUUGUAUGACUUCCAGGGAGAGAAUGAGGAUGAGCUCUCCUUCAAGGCAGGUGAUAUGAUAACAGAGUUGGAACCUGUAGAUGAAGACUGGAUGAGUGGAGAAGUACAAGGCAAAUCUGGAAUAUUUCCCAAGAAUUUUGUUCAAGUUCUAUAGAUAUCAUAGGGAUGGAGCCCAGUUCUGCUCACUAGGCAUAUGGAAGCAAAUGCUUAUCUAGCACAAAGGCACAUUAUACUUCAGCAAACAAAGAACUACCAUCUUUGUUGUCACUUGAGUUAUUACUUUGACUAUCAAAUAUGAUUUGCACUAUAUUGUCCAGAAAGAGAACCACAUCAUAUAUAACAUAUUAAUUCCUGAAACACCAACAUUUGCCGUGACAACAAAACUUAGUCAUACUUUGUGAAUGUUCCACAUGAGCUAGCAAACAGAAUUUCCACAGGAUUUUUAAUAGUUUCCAGCUAGGGAAAUUAAAUGUAGUACAAUAUCUUACAAAUUAAGUGAACUGCAUUCUAGUAGUUGACCUGAUCUGGUAUUUCAUUUAUCCUGCAUACAAUUUGCAUAAAUUAAGAUUGUUUAAUAGGCUUUUUAGAAAUGCAUUUAUUUUGCAGAUUUAAGUAUUGUAUGUUAAAUAUGUAUACCACAUUUUUGAUUUUCAGAUUUCACUACUGCUUGAGUUAAUAUCCUCAUUAGCAAUAAAAAGCAGUUGUUUUAGGAUUGAGAGGAUAAAGGUACCAUUUAUUAUCUUGCGGAAAAAUCAAGCCCUAACGUAUGAUCGACACCUUGUAGAGUUUGUCAUUUCAUAUAUGGGAUACCAAAGUCUAACAAGCAGGAGGAUCAAAAGGCUAAGAAAACUUCACUCACUUAAUAGUUUCUCCAUCUUUGAAUGUAGGGCUGAGUGAACAUGUGAAGUUCAAGGUUUUUGUACUUGUAGAGUUCAUAAAACUGGAAUGAACUCAUCAAUCUUUUUUACUGAAGAGUGAUUACACCUGUCUGCCCCCCAACACAUUUUUCUAGUUAAAGGGAAACCUGCUCUGUGUGCUAAGGAAUAGAUGAGAAGUCACCAACAUUUAAAAACAAAAAAACCCUCACCUUUUGGUUGGUUCAAGCUAGUGCCCCAGGGAGAGUGUUUUCCUAUUAGAAAUUCUCUCUUUCCCUCUCUGAUCCAGUCUCUGGGUUUGUCAAUCUUCGUUUCUCUUACACAGAAACAAACCCACUUCCAUUUCCAUUUCAGUUUAACAUUCAAACCUGACAGUGUUUGAAAUUAGCAAGAGACGUUUACCUAGCCGUUCUAUAAACCCCCAGCACGUUUCACGCCGGCUGCCAUUCUUGUGUUUUGUUUUGUUUUUUUCACUGAAAUAGUUCAUUUUAAUAGGAAUAUUUCACAGCCUUAUGUCUAUGAGUAAGAACAACUAAUUGAGGUAUCCACUAAAAGUUAUUUUCUAUAAAUCAGCUAAAUAACAUAUAAGAUGUAGCAUUGUAAAUUAUCUGUCAAGGCAGAAAGGUUAAUUUCUCUUGGUGGCUGCUGCUAACAGGCACAAAGAUUUAUAUUUUUUUAACAAAAACAAUGCAAAAUUAUAUAAGUUAAAUUACAGAGACUAAAUAAGUCUGAUAUUAGACAUAUUUCCAGAUAAGAACAGUGCAUUCUAAAAACCAACACUUUCCAGAAUGUUUGACAAUAGCUCCAUAUUAAACAAGUUAAUUGUUAACCCACCUCCCAUUCUGGGCCGAUGUGUACUGUAAAAAAACAAAAUCAAAACAUUUAAUCUUCAUUAUGCUGCAGUUUAUUCUGUACAUGUGCAACUGGCCUCUUUUGUAAUCUCUGAAGAACAAGGCAACUGAACAAACUGCGUGUAUAUUAUAUCUGAGGAUUAAUAUGUGCAGGUGGCAAAUAAGGAAAGCUAGGCUUUUCAGAAUCUCUUUCCAUCAGAAAAGCAUAGCAUAGGGUAAAAGUCAGAGCAUCAAGGUGUUGGUUCAGCAUUGAUCAUUUAAAGUUUGGAGACCUUUUUAUCAAGUUCCAUCUUUAAUAUCUUGAUUUAAUUUUGAAGUCUAACACAGGCCUCUCUACUGCUAUCUCUCAUCUUAUGAUGAUGAUUUCCCCUGGGCUUAUAGAAAGGAUGUUCAGAUACUAUAGCAAUGGACUAUAUAAAAACCCUAGUAAAAUACAAUAGACGUUAGCACUCAAAACUUGCCUUUUUAAUUUUUAGUUCAUGGACAAAAAGGAAGUUAUUUUUAUUUUAUGUGCCCAAAAAGUAAAUUCUAACUCCACUUAAGAAUGAUAAACCUAUAUGUACUCUCUUUUGGAAAUGUCUUCUCUCCUUUCACUUGAAGAAAAAAAAACUAGUGUUGCUUUACCAUAUGGGUACCAUGUCAAAGGUUUAAGCAAAAUGGACUCCUUUCACCAUGGCUCUGUGCCAAUGCGAUUGGUCAACCGCCUGUAAAUAUUUUGAAUAGUAGAACUAGUAAAAAUUUAAGAACUUCAUAAAAAAAGACACUUACUCAGCUUGCUUCCUCCAAAUGAGAUACCUAAAUCAUUGAGGAGACAGAUAAGGUAUUAGUGUGCAAUGUUUACUUACUUUUGACUUUGGGCUUGUCUACAUGGGGGGGUAAUGGGCUCCACAGUGCACUUCAGAAAUCACAUCCCUAAUGUGCUGUGCAUUAAUUGGUCUGUGUAGACAUUACUGGUGCUCUUUAAUGCAGUGCUGUUUCAAACGGUGCUACAUUAAACCAUACUAGUGAACCUUUACCGUGCACCAGCAGGGUAUACAUGGAGACACUGAUUUCUAAAGCACAUUAACAUGGGCAUAUCUCACACACCCCCACAGCUCACAUUACCUUGCUGUGUAGACCCUUUCAUUAUGUCAGUUCUCUAAAGCUUUGAUACAAAUAUUUUUGAAUCAACAGUGCUGAAUUUAUAAAUUUUUCCAAAAGAAAAAGGGUGUGUGAAGUUUUGGCUAUAUUGGCCUAUUAAUAAUUUUUACCACUUUAAUUUAACGCGUAACAUCCAUUACAUUUCAAACUUUUUAAAUAAACAUCUGUUUAAUUGAAUAAUCCUUGUAUUUUAUUUUGUAACUCUGAAUACUAAAUCAGGAAAUAUAGCAAACAUAAUACCACUUAUGUAUUAUACUUAAUGUUUAAGUCAUAAAAGGAUAAAAUGGCUGGAAGCUGCAAAUUCAGAACAAUAGUGCCAUCUAAGGGCUUUUUAUAUUAUUGUAGCUUUGCCAGUUCAGAAAAUCAUCGCUUUAAAUUUCAGUCCCUUGAUCAAAUUAAUCUGCAAAAAAUAUCUGCUUUACUGUUAAACCUUUAUGGUCACAUAUAUUGUCUACACAGAAAAAACCUAAAAUCUCUAUUGAUUACAAGGAUGUAAUUCAGCAGAAAGGGAAAAUGAAAAGGGAAAAUUCCUGUGAAAAUCCUAAAUUACAUUUACAAUUAAUAUGAAAGAUUAUGCUAUCUUGAAAUUCAACCAGGGACCUAUGAUUCAUUAAUAUGAUAUAGAGUGGUUUUCCUAAGCUUAAGGCUGUUAGUGUUUUGUUAAAUCAUCCACAGUGAAAGUAGCAUCUUUGUAACAGAACACAUUUUUCCAUGAUUUUUAUAUAUAGUACAAAAUAAAAACUUUUACAUUCUGCAAGUCCAAAUUUGUCUCCAGAAUUAUGGUAACAGUAUAAAUUAAAUUUGUAUUUAACGAAUAAAUUUUUAUAUGUAUGUCUGAGUCACAUUUGAGUCUGUAUUUACCUUUAACGCUCACUAAUUCUGAUUUAAUGAAAGGACUGAUAUCUUUAAAUACACAGAUCUUAUAUCAAUAUUUCCAUUAGGGAUUUAAAAAAAUAAAUAAAAAUAGUACACUGUAUAAAUGUGCCUUACACCAGUAGUCACCAUUUUGGAAAUAAUUGCACCUUUGUCCUUCCAUAGUCUGUUCAAUAGACCAGGCCUCUAGCAAUCACCUCUCUAUUAGAAGUGUCACAUGACUAAAGCUACAAUUUUGUGUCAGAAGUCACAGAAUCCAUUACUUCUAAAGACCUCUGUGACUUCAGACCUGGCGGCUGGGACCUACAGGGUCGCACCACCUCCCGCAGCAGCAGGGAACUGUGAGGUAUCCCCACCACAGCAGGGCAGGAGAACCCCUCCCCCCCCCCCGCCCCCCCGCAGCUUCUGCCACUGGGGAGGGCACAGGGGGACCCUGGAGCUCUGAGCCACCCCACCCCUUCCCAUUUUAUCACAGAUAUUUUUAAUAAAAGUCAGGGACAGGUCACAGGCUUCUGUGAAUUUUUCUUUAUUGCCCAUGACUUUUACUAAAAAAUAUCCAUGACAAAACCUUAGCCUUACACGACUCUCUCCAUCCAACCCAGGGAUUUAAGCUGCAGUUCAAGGGCCUGCCAGCCUUUACAUGUAUAAGUUCUCUAAUGCCUUAGUCCGAAAAACAAAAUAAUAAAUUGUCUAAAUGAAUGCUAAGCUUACCAAAUGUCACCCAGGUUCCACAGGGGAACGCUGAUAGGUUCCGAAGUCCUUCAAACUUUUCAGCUGAGUUUGCCCUCUUGGUUAACAGUUUGUGUCAGUUUUUAGAUCAAGUACUUCUCAGUCAAUUUCAGCUGAGACCUUAUAUCAAAAGCCUCUCUCUAUUUUCUGGGACUCAGCCAGAACCAGUAUAUGCAGUUCACCCAGCAUUCAGUAGUUCUCCAGACUUGCUUACCUGUCCCAGGGUCUGUAAUAAUUACCCCCAUCACACACUGAUUUUAGUUCCUGGAGGGAGUUAGCAACCCAUGGAGCUAGCAUACAAUCCCUGGCUCAGAGCUACAGGUAAAUUUUAUAAAGUUGAAACAAUACUCUCAAAGAUAUUGCAUGUGUCUAUAGCACCUGUCACACCUGGAUGGCUUAUCUCCCUACCCGUAGAGGAAUAAAGCUAUAGUGCUAAAGCACUCUUAUAGUGGUUUAACUGCAUCUAUACUAUUGGGGUUGUACAACAUUAUCUGUACUGGUAUAAUUAAAACAGUACAACUUGAGACUCAGCAAUCUCAGUUGUAGUUGGAUUGUUGUAAAUAGGUAAGAAUAAUCACUCUUACGUGCUUGAAUACAACAGGUUAAAAAGGCUAAUAAUAGGAGAACUAGAUGGUCCAGGAGAUUGGUAACAGGAUACAGUGUCUUUCACUAGAAACAACUGGAAAUUACUAUCACCUGAGAAGCCUAUAUAGAAUGAAUGGAGAAGUUUCACUCUAAUUCCCAGUAAACAGGCAGCUCUAAAGCCAUUACAAUUAGCACCCUUGUUAGUAGCGCACAUAGCAAGGAUGGAAAUGGUCAGGGCAAUUGAACUAAACUUGAACCCCCACUUUCUGUUCUGUUUAGACAACUUUGGUCCCCAGGACUGCCAAUCCAGCACCCUAUGAACACUAAAUUCAUAUUAACAUUUUUAUUUUGGAAAGAAAGGUAAUCAUUUCUAUUUCAUAUAAUUGACAAGACAACAUCAAGUUCAGGGCUCUUAUUAGAUUACCUUGCAACCACUUCUUUGUAGUGGUAUCUUUUAGACAUUUUACCAGAAUAGCCUGACUUUUGGAACACUUCAGAUUUACUUUGAAGAGACCAGCCAGCACUCAAAAUGUUUUGGUAUUCCAGUAACUACAUCCGGUAUAAAGCCUGCAGAAAUUCUGUAACAGUACCAUCAGAAUUCUCUGAACUUCCACCAUGCAGCUGUUACGAAUUGAGAACAAUUCUUAAGAUCUAAUUUGGCAAAUACCCUUGCUGCUGUCAAAUAGUCAAGUACCCUGAACUCUUGCAGUUCCAACUCAAUUUAAUCCUGUUUCAGACAGACAGGUCUGAAGUCUAUCCGUUCUGGUAUCUGUAAGGUUACCCACCUACUCAAAAAAUUUCGGCUGGCUCUGCUUUGUGCCACACAAAGAAAUAAGCUUAUUUUAACAUUGCUAUCAUAACUAAAACAAUACAGUUGGAUGUCUCUUCCUGCUAAAUGGCAAUCUGGUUUCCCUAGCUUAAAUAUAAUUGUUGCCCAAGUAUUUAGUAAGAAUGUUUCUACCAAGGAUUGCAAAUCAAUUUACAGAGCAAACUCAACUCAAUUAUGUCACUUUGUAAGCUUUGUUUUCUCAGUCACAAAAAUCAUAGAAAUGUAGGACUAGAAGGGACCUUGAUAAGUCAUCUAGUCCAUCCCUUGCACUGUGGCAGGACUAAGUAUUAUCUAAAUCAUCCCUGGUUUCUCUAACCUGUUCUAAAAAAAUCUUUGGUGAUGGAAAUUCCACAACUUCCUUAGAUAGUUUUUUCCAGUGCUUAACUACCCUACCCUUAUGUUAGGAGGAAGUUUUUCCUAAUGUCUAACCUAAGUCUCCCUUGCUGCAAUUUAAGCCCAUUACUACUUGUCCUAUCCAGAGUGUUAAGAACACUAUCACCCGCCCUAUUCAUAACAACCUUAUGUCCCCCCUUAGUCUUCUCAUCUCCAGACUGAAAAAAAUUGGGUUUGUUUAAUCUUCCCUCAUAGGUCAUGUUUUCCAGACCUUUAAUUAUUUUUUGUUGCUCUUCUCUGGACUUUCUCCAAUUUGUGGACAUCUUUCCUGAAAUUUGAUGCCCAGAACUGGACACUGUACUCCAGGGGUCGGCAACCUUUCAGAAGUGGUGGGCCGAGUCUUCAUUUAUUCACUCUGAUUUAAGGUUUUGCGUGCCAGUAAUACAUUUUAACAUUUUUAGAAGGUCUCUUUCUAUAAGUCUAUAAUAUAUAACUAAACUAUUGUUAUGUAAAGCAAAUAGAUGGUUAAGCUUCAUUUAAAAUUAAAUUAAAACGCAGAGCCCUCCGGACCGGUGUCCAGGACCCGGGCAGUGUGAGUGCCACUGAAAAUCAGUUUGCCUACCCCUGCUGUACUCUAAUUGAGGUCUUAUCAGUGCUCAGUAGAGUGGACGAAUUAAUUCUUGUGGUUACCUUUCCGCUCCUGCUAAUACAUCCCAGAAUAAUGUUCACUUUCUUUACAACAGUAUUACAUUGUUGUUGACUCAUAUUUAGUUUGUGAUCCAUUAUAACCCCAGAUCCUUUUCUGCAGUAUGCAUUCCUAGGCAGUCAUUUCCCAUUUUGUAUUUGGCAGUUAAUUAUUCCUUCCUAAGUGUAGUAUCUUGCAUUUGUUCUUAUGCAUUUCAUCCUAUUUAUUUCAGAUCAUUUCUCCGGUUUGCCAAACUCAUUAUGAAUUCUAAUCCUAUUCUCCAAAGGGUUUGCAACCCCUUCCAUCUUGGUAUCAUCCGCAAACUUUAAAAGCAUACUCUUUGGCCUGGUCUACACUAGGAAAUUAGGUCAAUAUAAUUAUGUCACUCGGGGGUGUGAAAAAAUCCAUACCACUGAACAAUGCAGUUAAACCGAUCUAACCCCCAGAGUAGACCGCACCCAUUGACCUAGCUAAUGUGACUCGGGAAGGUGGAUUAUCUAUGCUGAUGGAAGAAGCCCUCCGUUGGCAUAGAUAGUUUCUUCACUGAAGCACUACAGUGGUGCAGCUGUACCAGUGUGGCAUUUUCAGUGUAGACCAGCCCUCAAUGUUAUCCAAAUCAUUUAUGAAGAUAUUGAAUAGAACCAGAUGCAGGACAGAGCCUAGUAGGACCCCACUCAAUAUGAGCUUGAUUGUGAACCAUUGAUAACUAUUCUCUGAGUAUGGUUUUCCAAACAGUUGUGCACCCACCUUAUAGUAUGUUUGUUGAGGCUUUUUUCCCUAGUUUGCUUAUGAGAAGGUCUUGUGAGACAGUAUCAAAAGCCUUACUAAAGUUGAGAUAUAUGGCAUCUGCUGCUUGCCCCCAUCCACACAGCUUGUUACCUGUCAAAGAAGGAUAUUAGGUUGGUUUGACAUAUUCAUGUUAACUGUUACUUAUCACUUAUCUUCUAGGUGCUUACAAAUUGAUUGUAUUUGCUUCAUUAUCUUUCCAGGUAUCAAAGUUAAGCUAACUGGUCUAUAAUUCCAUGGGUUGUCUUUAUUCCCCUUUUUAUAGAGAGAAAGGUGUUCGCCCUUUUCCAGUCUUCUGGCAUCUCUCCCAUCAUCCAUGAGUUCUCAAAGAUAAUUGCUAAUGGCUCAGCAAUCUCUUCAGUCAGUUCCUUAAGUAUUCUAGGAUGUAUUCAAUCAGGCCCUGCCAAUUUGAAGACAUCUAACCCAUCUCAGUAAUUCUUAACUUGUUCUUUCCUUAUUUUAGCCUCAGAUCCUACCCCAUUUACUCUGAUGUUCACUACUUAGGCUUUCUGCACCUAGUACAUGGAAGAGAGCAGAAUGGGUCUACUGAGCAGUCGCUAGUUAUUUCCUUCCAUGCUUACUUUCCUCCAUUCCUAUUCAGAAAUCCAUUUUUAUUCAGAUCUACAGAAAGCCCUCAAAGGGUGGUAAUAAAGUACUAGUACUACACUGCCAGAGAUUUCAAAUGAAGCAUGAGUACUAGUGCCCAAGUCUGAAAGAUUUAUUUUGGAGGUGGGUAUCAAAAUGAGUAUAAUACUUGGAAUAGUACCUUGAUUCUUUUUACAUAACUAGAAUCAAAACAAUACUUAUGAAGUGGGGAACAUAUGCUAUAGCCAAUUUGGCUAAAGAAAACCUUAACUGGGGGCACUACUACCCAUGAGUCUAACUACCAGGCGAUUUUAGUAACCCUGCUAUUGUAAACACUGAACAAAGACAUCUUAUACCUAAAAGAGUAAUAAUGCCACCUAAUUCCAGAGCUGACUGUGAUGGUCCAGUCGAGGUUGCAAUCCAGACCAGUGGUUGUGUGACCACUUGCCCUGCAAUCCUGGAUGCCUUAGAAUGCCUUGCUACUGCAGCUCUAAGCCUAGAAUGUUCAGUCAGUAAGGAAGCAUGGAGGUCACUUCUGAGCAUCUGUGUGCUUAGAUAGCUAUGGUUCAACAGCUCCGAUACCAGCAACCUGUCUUCAGCUGCACAACCUCUGGCUUCCACCAGCAUUUAUUACAAACAGCAAGAUGAUCCCUGUAUGGGAAAACUGUUAUGUUUUCUAACUGUAUAUUAUGUUAUGGUAUCAUUUUAAAAAUUUGUUCACAAUCGCCAUUUUGAAUUCUGUAAAGUUGUUGUUUGGGAGCCAUGUUGGUCUCUGUUCUUGUUGGGCUUUUGGCGCCCUUUUUCUGUAAGGCAGGAAAAGAUUGGUCAUGUGAUCCAUCAAUUCUGCCUGCAGACAAGAGAGUAUGUAAGCUCCUCUCAUAGGCUAUAGGGUGCUGUCCAUCAUGGUGGCAGCCCGCAUCUGCAUCGGUCAUCGUGAGCAGUCUCCGAGAGGCAACACAUCAACUCAUCCCUACUUACCUGAGAUUGAGGGAUUCUGGUCCAGCAGCCGAUUUGAUCCGUGUUCCUCCUGUGAACAUUACCAGGCACAGUAGAAUGUCCGGGUCGUCCACUGCACCAGAGCUGAGGCAAUCAGUCGGACAUGACCCUCCCUCCGUGAUUGGCGUUUCAUCUGUAAAGUAUAGAUUUCUUGACUGUUAGUCCAUAACUUCACGCCCUUGAUUACGAACCAUUGGGUGUUCUUUACUUACCUGUACCUAAUAAACUGUCUUUUCAUUCA
Messenger RNA from Malaclemys terrapin pileata, 13017 nucleotides. RefSeq names its product SH3 domain containing 19 (gene SH3D19). Lineage: Eukaryota; Metazoa; Chordata; Testudines; Emydidae. The transcript is spliced from 21 exons. Gene Ontology annotation, molecular function: protein binding. Bases 454 to 3663 code for a protein of 1069 amino acids. The record is from RefSeq and is a predicted model, not a curated record.